UAUCCUUUUAAUUUCUGAAGGCACAUGUAUUAUGUUAUUCAUUCAUCCAUUGGUCAUGAAGUGCUAUUAUCCAUAUUGUAGGCUAGGCUGCCAAAUCUAUUUUAAUUUAAUCCACAAUUCUGCAGGAAUCUUUCAUUAAUGGUCACUUUUCAAUUAUAUACGCUCAGCUCAGACUAGAUUAUACUAAUAAAUAAUUAGAUAAAAUUUAAAUCCAAUAAGAUUGGACAACAUCAUCGUCACCAAGUGAAUAUCCAAGGAGACGGCACGGCACUGGCAAGAAUGAAUCUCAAUCAGCGAUAGACUCGCCAAGCCUGUAGCCAUAAUUAUCACCUUUUCGCCUAUUGCUUUUUCAGCCCAACCGAUUCUCUGUUAAUUGGUUUGGAUUGGAUUGGAUUGAGGAGGGUGACGAAGGUAAACAAGCUUUUCUAGAUAAAAUUGGAGAUGGCCAGCAGCAGCAUCUUUAGAAGAAUCGGCGGAUUGGUGGUGCUUUCUUCGAGAAGAGCGUGUUCGAGAGGACUCUCGACGGGCAGCGAGGAGUUGAUUAGUUCCCGUGGGAUUGGGACCGCUAAGCCGAUUAAUCUCUUCUCCGCCAUAAAUCAAGCCCUUCACAUCGCCUUGGAAUCUGAUCCACGUUCUUAUGUAUUUGGGGAAGAUGUUGGCUUUGGUGGUGUUUUCCGUUGCACCACAGGAUUAGCCGAUCGGUUCGGCAAACAAAGAGUUUUCAAUACUCCUCUCUGUGAGCAGGGCAUCGUUGGAUUCGCUAUUGGUCUAGCAGCUAUGGGGAAUCGAGCAAUAGCCGAAAUUCAGUUUGCAGAUUAUAUCUUCCCAGCUUUUGACCAGAUUGUUAAUGAAGCUUCUAAGUUUCGUUACCGCAGUGGUAAUCAAUUCAACUGUGGAGGUUUAACCAUCCGAGCACCUUAUGGAGCAGUAGGUCACGGUGGUCAUUACCACUCACAAUCUCCGGAAGCCUUUUUCUGUCAUGUCCCUGGUAUUAAGGUGGUUAUACCUCGCAGUCCUCAGCAAGCGAAAGGACUACUGCUGUCAUCCAUCCGUGACCCCAAUCCAGUUGUAUUUUUUGAACCAAAGUUGCUGUACAGACUUGCUGUAGAAGAAGUGCCAGAGAAAGACUACAUGGUGCCUUUAUCUGAGGCUGAGGUGAUUCGAGAGGGGAGCGACAUAACAUUAGUCGGCUGGGGAGCACAGCUCUCGAUUAUGGAACAGGCCUGCAUUGAAGCUGAGAAGGACGGCAUCUCCUGCGAGCUGAUAGAUCUGAAAACUCUAAUCCCUUGGGACAAGGAAACUGUGGAGGCCUCAGUCAAUAAAACAGGAAGGCUAUUGGUUAGUCAUGAAGCUCCGGUAACCGGUGGAUUUGGUGCUGAAAUCUCCGCCUCCAUAGUCGAGCGAUGCUUUCUAAGGUUGGAAGCUCCAGUUUCGAGAGUGUGCGGGCUGGAUACUCCAUUUCCUCUUGUAUUCGAGCCUUUUUACUUGCCAUCGAAGAUUAAGAUCUUGGAUGCAAUCAAAUCGACCGUGAAUUACUAACUCGCCGGCCAGCUGCCGGGGUAGAUAGAUGAAAUAAAACUCCAGAAGAAAUCCAUGUUGGAGAAGAUUAAGGACUGUAUCUACAAAUGAACUAUGUGAUGUGUUGUUUCAUUGUUUGUUGAAUGGACACAUUCACUCAUAAUAUAUACAUUAUGUACACUAGCAUUACUUACAA
Messenger RNA from Andrographis paniculata, 1714 nucleotides. RefSeq names its product 2-oxoisovalerate dehydrogenase subunit beta 1, mitochondrial-like. The transcript has 13 exons. Gene Ontology annotation, biological process: response to nutrient; branched-chain amino acid catabolic process. The record is from RefSeq and is a predicted model, not a curated record. The coding region runs from base 442 to 1539 and encodes 365 amino acids. Lineage: Eukaryota; Viridiplantae; Streptophyta; Magnoliopsida; Lamiales; Acanthaceae. Gene Ontology annotation, molecular function: catalytic activity.